Cucumis melo (muskmelon) is the source of this 1712-nucleotide messenger RNA. Its product is annotated as E3 ubiquitin-protein ligase CCNB1IP1 homolog. Gene Ontology annotation, biological process: chiasma assembly. Bases 383 to 1354 code for a protein of 323 amino acids. The transcript has 9 exons. NCBI's taxonomy places the organism in Eukaryota, Viridiplantae, Streptophyta, Magnoliopsida, Cucurbitales, Cucurbitaceae. The record is from RefSeq and is a predicted model, not a curated record.
UUAUAUAUAAUAUAAGCCGAGAAAAAUGGAAUUCUGAAGGGAACAAGUACAGCUGUUGCAUUCAAGUUCUUUGGCUGGUAUCUUAUAUAUUCUAUGCAAAGAACUCGGCGUAUUCUCCUGCCCCUGAACAUCUUAAAACAACAAUAUCCGAUUUAGAUUAUGAGUAACUGUUUCUACCAGAAUUCAAUCACUUGACAGAUGUUACUGGAUCUAUUGCUUCCCAUUCUCGUGGAAUUUUUUUCCUUUAAUUGUAUAUGGCUGUUGAACCUUUAAAAGAUGUGCUGUUUGCUGAAUUUUUUGGAGUAGGAGAAUUUAUUGAACUUUAGGGUAUAUGAUAUUCCUAGCAUUCCAUGGACUUGGAGGGUACUUCUGAGGGUUAAUUAUGAAAUGCAAUGCUUGCUGGAGGGAACUUGAAGGGAGAGCUGUCACCACAACCUGUGGUCACUUAUUGUGCACAGAAGAUGCAAGCAAGAUCCUUAGCAAUGAUGGAGCAUGCCCCAUUUGUGAUCAAGUUCUUUCUAAAAGAUUCAAUAACAAAUGUGAUGAUUUCAUUUCCUCUUACAUCCGGUUUCUGUUUAACAGCCUCAUGAAACCUGUGGAUAUCAAUCCAAAUGACGAAUGGGCAAAUAUGGCCAUGGCUGGCAUAUCACCUCAGACAUUGAUGAAAAGUGCAUAUAGAAGUGUAAUGUUCUAUGUUGGACAAAAGGAAUUGGAGAUGCAGUACAAGAUGAACAGACUCAUGGCGCAAUGCCGACAGAAAUGCGAGGUAAUGCAAGAAAAGUUUACUGAGAAACUAGAGCAGGUACAUUCUGCAUACCAAAAAAUGGCCAAGAGAUGCCAGAUGAUGGAACGACAAAUGGAGAAUUUAUCCAAAGACAAACAAGAGCUACAGGAGAAGUUUGCUGAAAAAUCCAGGCAGAAGAGGAAACUAGAUGAAAUGUAUGAUCAAUUGAGGAAUGAGCAUGAAUCACUAAAACGUUCGGCGAUCCAGCCCGUGACUAAUUUUUAUACAAGAAAUGAGCCCGAUUUAUUCUCAAACCCCGUUAAUUUGAUGGAUAACAGAGAAGCUAUGAGGAAAGACUGGAUGGUUUCUGCUCCUGAAACUCCAGGACCAAGAGAAGAAAUAUGGCCGACAAGACAGAAUAGUGGGAACUCUGGUCACUUCGACCUCUCCGUUGGGUCACCGGCAAAACAAGCUGCUCCAAUGGCAAUGGAAGCUGGGAACAGAAGGGCUGGAGCUCACACUGCAUUUGGAAGUGGAGCUGGAAAUCCCUCCAUGACUCUCCGAAACUUGAUUCUGUCCCCAAUCAAACGACCUCAGCUCUCUCGUCGUCCUCAAAUGUUCACAUUGUGAGAUGGAAGUUAAGUAGUUGAAAUUUGGCGGGAAAAAGCGCAGAUCAAUUGGCUUGAAGCUAAUGAAGGGUUACGGAAGAAUAUACGAUGUACCUUUUACUCUCUCUCUGUUUUUAAUCAUACGGUUCAUGAACCAACGGAAUAUAACACAGAUUAACUCCCAACACCUACACACACAUUUUUUUUUAUUUCUUGCGUGAGCUUUGAUCUUCACUACAUGAAAGAAAAAGGAAAACCCCCAAUAAACACAAAUGUAGAAAUCAUUAUCAACUAUUUCGAUGCAACAUCAUGCAAAGAGAACUCUUCUGAAGAAGGGCUCCCAUUGUUCCAUUUCCUUAAUAGAGAGCAAUUUUUAGGCA